Epinephelus lanceolatus (giant grouper) is the source of this 7163-nucleotide messenger RNA. It is a transcript of the gene mepcea, whose product is annotated as methylphosphate capping enzyme a. The record is from RefSeq and is a predicted model, not a curated record. Gene Ontology annotation, biological process: snRNA modification. Gene Ontology annotation, molecular function: O-methyltransferase activity; snRNA binding; RNA methyltransferase activity. Lineage: Eukaryota; Metazoa; Chordata; Actinopteri; Perciformes; Serranidae.
CCCCAGUCAUCUUGGACUACAGCUCGGAGCCCGGAUGCGCCGCCAUGCCGCCUCUAUCAGCGAAUGGAAUAAUUUAUUCACCAACCUGCCUGACACUGGGCGACUAGGAGUUCACUGAAGAAGUCGACAACACAGUUUGGGGGGCAGAGGAGCCUUCACCGCGGACACACCAUCGCGCCAUACCCGCGUUGCGUUCACUUGCCUGCUCGCGCCGCCUGCCACCGUUGUAUUGAUGUAGGGACACUUGAGUGCUAGCUACGUAGCUAACGUUAGCUCGAGUCGAGAGAGUGCGCGGUAGUGACAGUCCGGCCGGAGGCGGGGAGAACUGAGAGAUCCAGGAACAUUUCCAUGCCUGCAUCGGCCCUGCCAACCAAAAGAGAUGUCUGUUGACGAGGAUACAGUGAAAACUGGAGGUCCACAGCCCAGCCCAGCAUCAUCUCUGCAGCUCUCAGAAUGCACUGGAGGUUACAGCAAUAUAUCUGUGAUGGUGGAGGGUGCAGCAGCCACCCCUGAUUUCGCAGCCGCUUGUCCUGUCUCAGGCACCACCGCAGCCUCACCAAAACACACCAGCACGACUGACGGGCUCACCCAUUCAGAUGAUGCUGGACAGGGGGCCAGAGGGAACGAGAAUAACAUCAACCGCAGGAACAGCUUUCAUCAUUCCAAACAGCCGCAGCAAACAAAACUAACAAAGCGCCGCAACACAGCAAACUUUGGGUUCAAGCAUCCAACGUCUGGCAAGAGGAGACGAAGGGCCAACUCUGAGAGUGACUCCGUCCUGCCAACCAACUUCCUCCUGGGUGGGAACAUUUUUGACCCACUGAAUCUCAACAGCCUGCUGGAUGAGGAUGUCAACAAGGCGCUCAAUGCAGAGACACCCAAAUCCUCCCCGCUGCCAGCGAAGAGUCGAGACCCUGUGGAGAUCCUCAUCCCACGAGACAUCACAGAUCCGCUGAACCUGAACAGCGGGAUAGCAGACAGUAGCUUUUUGGUGUCCCCCUUUAAAAGUGGUGGCAGAAGGAGACACCGCAACAGACACCAUGGAGGAGGAGGAGGUGGAGGUGGUGGUGGUGGGAUUUCAACCUCACAGUUGAACCUCUCAGAAUCAGGAAAAGGUGAGGUUAAAACUGGCACCUCUGCACCACUUCCAGGUAUGUUAGCCUCAUGUUCUGCACUAGACGUCUCCAAAGAGUCCAACAAUUUCUCCAGUGUCACAGGGGAUUCCCACGAGCACUCAGCCGACACCUCAUCCAGCUUCAAGGAGGAGAUGACGUCUGUAUCAAUGGAGGAGUCCACAUCCUCCAUAUCGGGGGCACCAAACCAGCACACAAGCAGACGAAAGCGUAGGCGCAACUCUGGCAAAAUUGAGCCCCCUGUGACCCAUUCUACGCCAGUUGGAAAGUCAGGAUCUGGAGACAGAAGUUGGGGUUCAGGGGGAUCGAGAAAUUCCCAGUCCUUCCACAUACCAAGGAGUGGUCCCAGAACAGGGCCAGGAGGUCGCCAGCACCAGCAGUCCUACAACCAGGCGAAGGAGCAUCAGAGGAAGAAGUUCCAGUAUGGGAACUACAACAAGUAUUAUGGCUACCGCAACCCAGGUGCUAGUGAAGACGCACGGAUACGUGUGCUUCAGCCAGAGUGGUUUGAAGGUAAAGAUGUUCUGGAUCUGGGGUGUAACUCAGGCCACCUAACACUCUAUAUUGCCAAAAUGCUCAAACCUGCCCGCAUAUUGGGCCUGGAUAUUGACAAUGCUCUGGUACAUGCAGCCCGGAAAAACAUCAGACAUUAUCUGUCUGAACUGCAGACCCAAGAGGCCAGGCAUGCAAUGCAGGAGAAAAAGAGCACCAAGCAGGAGGAGAGGAAUGGAAAUGGGAGUCUCACAGGCACAGACAAGAAGCACAAUGAAGCCGCGAGCAGGGAUGAAAACGGGACACCAGUGAAAGGAGAAAGUGGCCCUGCAGAGGCUGUAAAUGACAAUGACUGCUGUCACACAGAUGAGGCAGGGACCCGGAGGCAGGAUGACAAAACAGAGAAAAUGGAGCAGGAGGAUUGUGAUUCACCCCCCACAGAUCACUCUGUGAGCUGCUCUUUUCCUGUGUCACUACGCAUCUCCAGGGGGCCCAUUGCUGCACCUCCACUAACAGAAACACCCGCCACACGGCCCGGAGAGUUCCCCUCAAAUGUGUCCUUCAUCAAGGCCAAUUAUGUCCUGGAGAACGAUAAUCUUCUUUUGACUCAGCGGCCAGAGUACGACGUGAUCAUGUGCCUGAGCGUUACCAAAUGGGUGCACCUGAACUGGGGAGACUGUGGCCUCAAGCGGCUCUUCAAGAGAGUUUACAGACAUCUCCGUCCUGGAGGCAUUUUCAUCCUGGAGCCGCAGCCCUGGGAGUCAUAUGUGAGGAGGAAGAAGCUGACGGAUAAUAUUAGCAGGAAUUUUUACAACAUCCGCCUCAAACCUGACCAGUUUUCGUCGUACCUUACAACAGAGGUGGGCUUCACCAGUUCUGAGUACCUUGGGGCCCCCAAGUGUUCAAUAAGAGGUUUUCAGAGGCCAAUCUACUUAUUUCACAAAUGACCGCUCCUGCCUUGAAGAUCAUUGAAUGUGAGUAGGCUAAGCCACCACCAUACACACAAGCCAGCCAGCUGCCCUGGACUGCAAGGAACUAUCUGAGUCCUUCACAGUUAACUCCAGCUUUUCAGAUGCUGAAGAUGAAAUUCAGAAAAGGAGAACGGGACCAAAAGUGGAAUUAAUUUUGUAGAGAUCUGAUGAGGAAGAGGCGCUUAUCAGAAGCCUCCGUGUCGGCAAAUUCUUAAAGAGUAUGGAGUGAACUCAGAUCGAACUCCACUAUGUAUAACCUGGAGCCAAACGUCACAGCUUGGCCGGACGGUGGAAGAGGUGAUCGUUUUCUUGGACUAUCCCCAGUGCUAAUGAUGCUCCAGUUUGAUGCACGGCCAUAAUGUGUUUGAAAAUCUUUGGCCAUAUAUCUUUACUUUCAUGACUUUGUUCUGUGCCACCUCAUCACUACACAUGAUACUUAUUAGGGUUGGACGAUAGGGGAGGCUUUUCCAAUUGGCAGCCGUCACCACUUUAACUACAUUGUGUGUUGCACUUGCAAAAACCGCAGUGUACUACUGGAUUAUAAAGCCAUUAAACAGGUCGUACUGACAUGAUGUCUCCUGAAAAGCCACAGCGGAGUGCAGGUAAUGUGUUUUAUGCUGUGCAGGCUAUUGAAGCCUCACAUUGCCAGCUCCAUUGCAGCUACCGAUGACAUCGAAAUUGUGCUCUUAGUGGUUAAAUAUGUGCAUCAUGGUCGCAGCCUUGAAUCCCGUUGUGGCAGACAUAUAACUGCACAUUCUGUGGUGACUUAAACGCAGCCAAACGAAUUCCAUCAGCCAUAGAUUCAGUCCAUAGCUGAUGUAUUCGUCCUAUCUCCAAACCCUAAUAUACAGUUUGUUUUGUCAUUAUUUUGCAAAAUAGGCCUUAGAGCUGAACGUGCUUUAAUCUGGUACAGAACUGUGACAAUGUGAGUCCAUAUUUUGGAAUGGGCGAUAUGGAAAGCUAAAUUGCACAAAGCUAAGAUGCUAUGAAGUGAAUAUGAAGUGAAAAGGGGCGUGUUGAAGAGAUGAAGACGAUGCAAGGGUUAGAAAGGUGCACUUGAAACAGCCAAAACCACAACUAACAAAUGAAAUACUGCACGUUUACCCACGGCACAGCUAAGAUCCUUUCAAGAUAUUGUCUCUUUUUUUUUUUUUUAGUAACAGCUGGUUCCUUAAAAACUGUCGAGAUGAAUGAAGAUGAAGUCAUCACAUAUUAGAUUCUGUCAUUAACACAUGGAGACAGUAUUUAGUUUUAGUAGGCAUACUACUGCCGGGACAAACUAGUGUGGUACUUCAAACCCAAUUUCAGAGCCCAUUGGCUUUCAGUCUGACAACAAUUAAACCCCUGGCGGCAAUGGCCAAUAUUUUGGGGGUUCCACGGUAGCCAGUCAAUAUCUGGGCCAAGACUUCCUCCUCCAACCCUGUUAUAGUUUACCAUUUUUUAUAAACAGAUAGAUGCAUAUAAUUCCUUGUCAGUCGGAUGGGCUCCACAUUUUACCCAGUGCGUUCCGCCUCUUUUGCUUCUCACAUGACGCCUGCUCAAACCUUAUCGUUAAAUACUAAUCAAACUACAAUCAGAAACCAGAAUGCUUCCACUACCAAAAUCUUGUCCUGCUGCACACAGAUUCUGAGUACAUAUUCAGAUAUAUGUUUAUAGACACUACCUUCAACCUGACAUCAGCUAAGUGCAAGUUAAAAAAAUCAGAUUGUUUUCAAGAAAAGAAUUUUGGCUGUUUUGAAUGCAAACUUUCUACAAACCUUCAGACCUGUGUAAUUUACUUUAUUUGGAUAAGUCUUUCAGGAAGCGACAAAUCACUUCAUGGGUCCUUUAAAGCCUUUUUGAUGCUCCAUCCCAAUGGUAGGGGGCACAUUUGAGCUGCGCAGACACCCAGGUGUUGGCUCAGCUCAAGAUAAUUCAGCACACAAACCAUGAGGACUAUUUUGCAAGGUAGAUCUGUAGCAUGCAGUGAUCUAUUUUUUGUUUUCAAUGACAGUUAAGCCAUAGCCCUACCUUAUAUGUUGUUUACAAUGUCUACAAUGACUGAAAGUAUAAUGGAGGGUGUGAUUUAAGGCAGAGGCCUGCUAUCAGAGAGUUGCUACAGUGUCUUCAGUGCUGUAUAAAUCCGACACAUGCAUUGUUUUGUGUGGUCCGAUCGUCACUGCUGGACAGGCAUUAAUUCAAACAGCAUCAGAGUUACAUUCAAGCUCCUGAGUUGGACUCAACUUCUGUAAAGCUGAAUUAAAAUUUACAUUUGUAGAAAAUAAAUUGCUACAGAAAAUAAAUUGCUACAAAAUGGACUAAGAUAUAUUAAUGAAUUUUUACCAAAUUUAAAUAUGAAAAUGCUGUUUGUAUUGAAGCGCUGCCAAAAUAUUUUAUGGGUCUUUUGCUCUUGAAUUUGACAGAAUAUGCCAUCAUCAUCUUUGUCUUUGGCCUAACAAGGACAGCUAUAAGUUACAGGCAGUCUUUGUGAUUGUAUCUUUACUGGUGUGCACUGAGCAACACUCGUCUACAACCUUUCAUUCUGUGGCUGGGACUGAAACCUUUUUUUUUUUUUUUUUUUUUAACGACAGGUUCAAUUACAGCAUUUGGCGUAGUAGAAUAGACAAUGGCGAAGAUGGAUGAUUUAUGUUUCUAUUUUAGUAAAUGAUCAGUGUAAAUAAGUUUGCAAAUUUUGUUUUACUGUUGUCAAUAUUGAGUUCAAAACUGCUUUUGUCGUUUUACAGUGGGGUUUUUGUUUUGUUUUUUUGUCUUGUUUUGAAAUGUUUGCUGCCAAUUUGUGAGCGAGUCAGAGUUUUUGUCCCAAAGCGGACCCGCUAAUCCAGCUCUGUAACAACAAAUAAUUAUAGCAACGUUCUGAUGUGUUUUGCUUUGUUCUGUCCUGGCAGGCACACGGAUUGUCAGAUUGGCUCUUUAUUUUUUUAUAAACUGUUUGAAAGGAGUGUUGUUGUCGAUGCACUCUCAUUUCACUUCAUUUGACGUGUUAUAGAGAUUUUAAAUUUCUUCAAAGUAGAAAAAAAAUUUGAAUACUUUUUCCAUCAGACUUUUUUGUAACAAGUUGUGGAACACUGAUUAACCUAUAAAAUGAAGCUUCAGGUGACAUUUUGAUUUGAAAGAGAACUGGCUUCGACGUCAGUCAUCCCGUUGGACACGGGGCACCAAAUCACACCUUUCUCCUAAGCUAAGACAAUCGGACUCUCAGGCUUAGAUCAGCCCACUGCUGUAAUUUCAAGGGCAUUUUGCUUUUUCUUUGUUGAGUUUUUUAUUUGGGAAAAUUUUAAAGUUUGUGCUGUGCCACCAAUGUGAAAGAUUGCACCUUAUUGUCUCAGCGGCACCAUCUGACAGAUUUGAACCCAACAGGCCAGGUAUCCAAGUUACGGCAUGUCUUUGCUGGAGAUGUGAAAUUGCAUGUUGUCAUAUGUAGUGCUGUAUGAACUUUUCAUACUCCCCUUGAGGUUUUGCACAAAGUGGUGCGAAGUCAGUGUGAUGUUCAUUUUUAUUAGAUGAAAUUGCACACAAAUUUGGGUGUAAGAAAUAAAACACCCCUUGUUUCAACACAGUUUAAUGCUAGUGAAAAAUACUAUGAUGCACAGAUCUUAUACUCAUGUUAUUGUAGCUUACAACACAAUAUUGUGCAAUAUUUGCUCUUUAAAGGUGUAAUUAUGUCCUUAAAGGCAGCAAAAAUCACCACUUUAUCAUUGGAAUAAAUGUUGUAAUGCGGGUUGGUUUAAAAUUAAGACAACCUGAGUGUAGUUUUGGACGUGAAAACUGGGUCCAAGUUUUCAUGUUGCAAAGAAAACCAGAAGUAAACAUGACAAACAUUGCAGUGAAAGCACAGCCUGUUGUAUUUUCUUUUAUUAUUUUUUUAUGGUUAUGUAUUUAAAUGAUUUUUAUUUGCAACUUGAAGACAGAGGACCCAUUUCAAGAAGUGGAUUUGAUGAAUUACAGCAUUUGGUUAUGUGGCUUUCACCAUACACUACGCUCACAUUUUCUAAAUUUCAGCUCAUCCUCUGAAAUCCCAGAGAUUGUUUUUAGCAUCAGAGCAAUCUUCAGUGGUAGCUCAUCUCUAAAACCUGUGGCUACGGCCUGAUUAUAAGAUCUGAGCAGUAUAAGCAAUGAAAUACUGAUAAUAGGUUUUGUCAGAAAUACCAUAAAGACCUGAUAAGACAAUAGUUAGUUAGCUCUGCAUAGCUGCUUCGCAUUUAUUAGGUUUUCUAGGAUAAUAGUACCUAAAAUUAUUCUACAACUAAAAUGAAACACCUACGAAAAUCUCUUCUAGUGCAAAAAUGCAUAAACUCAAGGGGUGUAUGAUUUUUAAUGGCACUGAACUUCACCUCUUCAUGUUGAAUCUGCACUGAUGCGACUCGAGGGAAUUAGUACAUUUUUUUGCAGUUACAGUUGAUGUUUUACAUGUACCUUAACUUUCCUAGAAUCAGUUUUCUGGAAAAACUGUUGGAAUAAAAUCGCCCCUCUGUCAGGGAAGCUCUGAAUUUUCAUGCCUCUGAACAACAAGAUAUAUCUGAAUGUUUCUCUGUGUUUAACAUUUUAAUUGAUUAAAAGUGGUUCCAGA